Mirounga angustirostris (Northern elephant seal) is the source of this 6261-nucleotide messenger RNA. It is a transcript of the gene MAP3K13, whose product is annotated as mitogen-activated protein kinase kinase kinase 13. Bases 1611 to 4511 code for a protein of 966 amino acids. Gene Ontology annotation, cellular component: cytoplasm. Lineage: Eukaryota; Metazoa; Chordata; Mammalia; Carnivora; Phocidae. Gene Ontology annotation, biological process: protein autophosphorylation; JNK cascade. The record is from RefSeq and is a predicted model, not a curated record. The transcript has 18 exons. Gene Ontology annotation, molecular function: ATP binding; MAP kinase kinase kinase activity; protein homodimerization activity.
UGCACGCCAAACUUGGACCCGGUCAAGGGUGGAAGUUGGUGUUGGUGGCCCCGGUAGUUCGGGCAGGGAGAGAGAUGGAUCUCGCAUUAGGCUGGAGGAAAGUCUCCUUGGCGUCAGACUCCCUGGGGAGGGAGGGGUGCGAGGAACUUUGGGAACGGGGUCGUGAGGACCGAGGUCGUCGGGGAAAUACAGCUUGAGACUUUCAGGAAUCGGUCAUGGCUGGGGGUCGUGGGCUCCUGAGCUUUGGCGCUCUGGGGUGAGAGGUGGAGCCUGGGCGUUGAAAUGAGCCGACGUAGAGUUCAUUUCUUACCUACUCCAACCCCCGCCUCUGUUCUGCUAAUAGGGGACAGGUACUUCAUCUCUUAAUCCAAGACAGUGCCUUGCCACUAUUAGGCAUUCUUGAACGAAUGAAUUAUGUAUUAUGAACGCACGAACCAGAUUCUCGCUCAGCAAGGGGAACUUCUCCCGAACUUCAGGAUCUCUAUCUGAGUGUAGAAGUGACUUCAACGUAGUUUGCUAACCAGUGAUUUAUGAGGAUGCUGGGGGAGUAGAGAUUCAGAGCACUGUUGUUGUUUUGUGAGAUUAUUGAAACUUAUAAACUUGUUUUAAUAUUUCGAUGGUGGGGUAGAGGAUAAAGCGAUUAAUUCAGCUUCUUUCAGAUUCCUUUAUUUUUCUCGGAAGAACUUCAGGUAAUGAUGGGGGAGGAAUGAUAAGCUACGGUUGUAGCACUGAACUUCUAGUGUUCUAAGUACUUUCUUUUCAGCAGUAUAAACUUACUUUCCAUUUUCUUCAUGUUUUCUUUCUUACAUUGGGGUACUUCUUACAUUUGAGAGGUAAAUAAGAAAGAUUUCGUAACAAAGAUGAAAUUAAUUUAUAAAAAUCCAGUCAGAGGUUUCACCUGGUGUGUUCACAUAACAUAAACUCCUUCCACAGACUUGUAGGAGGCCUCCAAAAGAAUGAAUCCCUGAAGAUUAAAUUGUCUUCUUCAUAAAAUAUUUGUCUAGGUGUCUUAAAUGUGAUGAAGAGUGGCCAUAGACCUAAAGAACAAGUGCUGUAACCGGAUUGGUUUUGAUUGUCAAGUGGAAAAAAGUGCAGAGGACAGACACAUCAGGCUGUGUAAUGGAUCAUUUUCUGGAUGCAGUGAUUUUGUUUUUGCAGAACACUGAUAUCUAUGGACGCUAACAUGGACUUCAUUUAAAGAAAUCCACGGACCAUAAAUGGACAAAAACAUGAAUCAGUUUAUGUUGUGGCAUUCAAAUCCUAGCACUUUGGGAAAGCAUCAAGUACAAGUUUUUGAAGACCCUGGGGCCUACCAUCAUUAUGCAUUCAAGAUUUGAGUUUGAAUAACUUCUUCAAGACUUAGAUCCUCUUCAAAAGCCUCAAGUCUCAUCUGCAUUAAAGCUCUCCAUUGAACCCUCUCACAAAAGAGCAUAGAGCAGAACAUUUCACACUGCAUCCCACCUGACCCUGGCAACCACCAUUCUCCUUCCUGUUUUUGUGAGUUUGACUGCUUUAGAUACCUCAUGUUCUGGAGCCCUCUCUUGCAUCAGAAUUCUGUCCCAGUAAUCCUCUGAGUGUCAUCUCAGGACCCUGGGCACACUCAUGGCACCAUGGCCAACCCUCAGGAGCACCUGAGCUGCUCCUCUUCCUCACACUUACCCUCAAGUGAAAGCAGAACCUUCAACGGACUACAAGAUGAACUCACUCCUGUGGGGAGCCACCCAUCACCCAAGCUCCUUAAGGACCAGCAGGAAAAGGGGGUGGUACAAACAGAGCUAACCGAGAGCAUGAACUGCCCCAUCACCACAACAGUGUUGACAAGCGUGAGUGAGGAUUCCAGGGACCAGUUUGAGAACAGCGUUCUUCAGCUAAGGGAACAAGAUGAAUCAGAGAUGGCCAUGUCUCAGGGGAACAGCAACACCGUGGAUGGAGAGAGCACAAGUGGAACUGAAGACGUCAAGAUUCAGUUCAGCAGGUCGGGCAGCGGCAGUGGUGGGUUUCUGGAAGGACUGUUUGGAUGCUUAAGGCCUGUCUGGAAUAUCAUUGGGAAGGCAUAUUCCACUGAUUACAAAUUACAGCAGCAAGAUACUUGGGAGGUGCCGUUCGAGGAGAUCUCAGAGCUGCAGUGGCUGGGUAGUGGAGCCCAAGGCGCUGUCUUCUUGGGCAAGUUCCGAGCGGAGGAGGUGGCCAUCAAGAAAGUGAGAGAACAGAAUGAGACGGAUAUCAAGCAUUUGAGGAAGUUGAAGCACCCUAACAUCAUCGCUUUCAAGGGCGUUUGUACUCAGGCCCCCUGUUACUGCAUCAUCAUGGAAUACUGUGCCCACGGACAACUCUAUGAGGUUUUGCGAGCCGGCAGGAAGAUCACACCUCGAUUGCUAGUGGACUGGUCCACGGGAAUUGCAAGUGGAAUGAAUUAUUUGCACCUCCAUAAAAUUAUUCAUCGUGAUCUCAAAUCACCUAAUGUUUUGGUGACUCACACAGAUGCGGUAAAGAUUUCAGAUUUUGGCACAUCUAAGGAACUCAGUGACAAAAGUACCAAGAUGUCCUUCGCCGGCACGGUUGCAUGGAUGGCACCAGAGGUGAUACGGAAUGAACCUGUCUCUGAAAAAGUCGAUAUAUGGUCUUUCGGAGUGGUGCUUUGGGAGCUGCUGACAGGAGAGAUUCCUUACAAAGAUGUAGACUCUUCGGCCAUUAUUUGGGGUGUUGGAAGCAAUAGCCUACACCUUCCAGUUCCUUCCACUUGCCCUGAUGGAUUCAAAAUCCUUAUGAAACAGACGUGGCAGAGUAAACCUCGCAACCGGCCUUCUUUCCGGCAGACGCUCAUGCAUUUAGACAUUGCCUCUGCAGACGUUCUUGCUACCCCACAAGAAACCUACUUCAAGUCUCAGGCUGAAUGGAGAGAAGAGGUGAAAAAACACUUUGAGAAGAUCAAAAGUGAGGGAACUUGUAUACACCGAUUAGAUGAAGAACUGAUUCGGAGGCGCAGAGAAGAGCUCAGGCAUGCUCUGGAUAUUCGUGAACACUAUGAGAGAAAACUUGAGCGGGCUAAUAAUUUAUACAUGGAACUGAGUGCUAUCAUGCUGCAGCUAGAAAUGCGGGAGAAGGAGCUCAUUAAGCGUGAGCAAGCAGUGGAAAAGAAGUAUCCUGGAACCUACAAACGACACCCCGUCCGUCCAAUAAUCCACCCCAAUGCCAUGGAGAAACUCAUGAAGAGGAAAGGCACACCUCAUAAAUCAGGGAUGCAGACCAAACGGCCAGAUCUGCUGAGAUCUGAAGGUAUCCCCAGUGUGGAGGUGGUUCCCGCUGCUUCCCCUUUGUCCGGAAGUCCCAAAAUGUCCACCUCAAGCAGCAAGAGCCGCUAUCGGAGCAAACCACGCCACCGCCGAGGGAAUAGCAGAGGCAGCCAUGGUGACUUCGCAGGGAUCUUGAAAAACCAGCCAGCGCAGGAAAAUUCACCGCAUCCCACUUAUCUACACCACGCUCCGUCCCAGUACCCUUCUCCCCAUCACCAUCAUCCUCCACAGCGGCAGUACCAGCAAGCCCCUCCUGCCGUGUCUCAGAGUCACCAUCCCAGACUCAAUAUGCACGGACAGGACAUUGCGACCUGCGCCAACAACCUGAGAUAUUUUGGCCCAGCAGCAGCCCUGCGGAGCCCACUCAGCAACCAUGCUCAAAGACAGAUGCCUGGCUCCAGCCCUGAUCUCAUCUCCACGGCCAUGGCAGCAGAUUGCUGGAGAAGCUCUGAGCCCGACGAGGGCCCAGCCAGCCCCUGGGGCUGUUGUCAGGCUGAGCCUUAUGAGCCCUGCCUCCAGUGCAGGCCAGAACAGUGUGGGUCCCUAGACAUACCCUCUGCUGAGCCAGUGGGGAGGAGCCCUGACCUUUUCAAGUCACCAGCACAAAAUCCCCUCUCGGAAGAUGCCCAAGGUUCCGAGGAAAUGGAAGAAAAUGAAUUCAAAGGCUGUAGGUCUGCGUCAUCCCUUGGCAUCCCUCAUCACAUCACCCCCCCAAUGCUACCUCGAAACACAAGGCCCCUGCAAAAGAGUGGAGAUGACUCCUCUGAAGAGGAAGAAGGGGAAGUAGAUAGUGAAGUUGAAUUUCCACGAAGACAGAGGCCCCAUCGCUGUAUCAGCAGCUGCCAGUCGUAUUCCACCUUUAGCUCUGAGAAUUUCUCUGUGUCUGAUGGAGAGGAGGGAAAUACCAGCGACCACUCCAACAGUCCUGAUGAGGUAGCGGACAAACUUGAAGACCGCCUGGCGGAGAAGCUAGAUGACCUGCUGUCCCAGACGCCAGAGAUCCCCAUUGAGAUAUCCUCGCAUUCAGACGGGCUCUCUGACAAGGAGUGCGCUGUGCGCCGCGUGAAGACGCAGAUGUCCCUGGGCAAGCUGUGCGCAGAGGAACGUGGCUACGAGAAUCCUAUGCAGUUUGAAGAAUCGGACUGUGACUCUUCCGAUGGAGAGUGUUCUGAUGCCACAGUUAGGACCAAUAAACACUACAGCUCUGCUACUUGGUAAUGGAGGAAAACCCAUCCUGAAGAUCUCAUGACUAUACUGGCAUUUCAGAUCGUUCCCCCCCUCCCCCCAGACUCUUUCCCCUCUCUCCUUGCUUUUUUGUCUGGGAAGAGAGCUGCCCCAUCUUUCUUACCCCUAGAAAUGAGCUGCAAUAACAGGAACAUGAGACUUCGCAAAUCUCUGGAAAAAAAUAUCCAAAUGAAAUUAAGUCUCACUGAACAUUUCAAUCAAGAAUGGCAGGGAUCUAUUUUAUUGAAUAUUCUAGCUACUGUAACAUUGAUAUUUAUUUUUGUUUGACAUUUUAACACUUUGUACUGUAAAGAGUGAACUAUAUAUGAUAUAUAGGGAGAGACAAUAAUUCUUGCAAAAAAAAAAAAGAGAGAGUGAGAGAGAGAUAAAGGAAGAAAGAAGUGGAAUUUAGGAGCAACAUCGUUGGGAAUUUGUGGGGCCAGGAGGUAUUACUGCUACUUGAACAGGGGACCAGUUUUUUGGCCAUAAGUGACUGAAGAAGAGCCAGAGCAAGACAUAUGGAUUAUUUUAGAAAACAAAGAACAACGAAGGAAAAGCAAUUCCAGGUAACUUGUGAACAGACCACAUUAAGUUCAACCAGCUUGUCCAAACAGGUGAUGGAAAUGGCCUAGAAAAGAUUGAUGACCAGAUACUUGCACCCAAGGCCUUUGAGGGCAUGUGCUUACUCUAGGAGGAAAAAGACAACUACACCUGUGGAAGCUGAUUUCAUUUUAAAAAUCUGAAGCAGCAUCUGGUAGUGAGACUUACAGAUAGCGUCAAACCUUGUCUCUGACAAAUACUUCCCUUUUUAAUGCUGUCAUCGUCAUGACCUUGACAAACGUGUGACCUUGACCAGUGUGUUGAUUUUUCAGACUCAAGUGCCAUUUUCUUGUAGCCUAUUUCCUUUCCACCUGUUGACCACUUCCUUUAGGAAAAAAGGCGGGGGGUGGGGUGCUGAUAAGAGAAAAAGGGGAUUUACAACAGUAUUAGAAAAGCAAAUGUGGAAUUUGUGAAAGUACAUUCUAACAGUGUCUCAGUUCCACCUCGUGCAGAAGAUGGGACCGCCCCUCUGUGGAACCAGGUUGCUUGUCUACUAGAGUCAUAUUCAUUCAAACAGAACAGACUUUGAAGGCAGCUAGCACGUGUGUGAGUCUGUCCAGUGUCCAACCGCAAACCCCACCCCCCUCGUUUUCAUUCAUUAACUCAUUCCAUCCGGGAAGCUUUAGGGCCCGGCUACCCCUAGCAGGCACAAAGGCAAAAGAAGCGACUGGCAAAAGGCAACCCCUUUCCCACCACAACAGCAUUUUCCUGAAAUGCAACCUGUAAAGUGUAUUUUACUGCACUCCGGAUCAAUGCAGUUUGGAACAAUUGGAUUUGGAAAUUUCUGGAAAGAACUGAUGCCGAGCAGCAGUUAGAAAGAUCUGACACUGUCCAAGGCAUGAGGUCCUGCUUGGCUCCGGGGUCCUGGGCUUUGAAAAGCACCCCAAGGUACUUCAGGGUGCCUUGGCUUCAAGGAAAUUUUUAUCUAGAAUUUUAUAUAAAAACAGGUGUUGGCCUAGUUUCCAUCUCUUUCUCCAAGAAAGGUUACUGUCAAAUAACCUCUCUAGGCUCAAGACCUGAAGACCCUGGCUCAACUCUUUGACACUGCAUCACACUGGACGUUAGGAAAGACUUACACAUACAGGUAUUAAACUAUUUCCAACACAGAUGAAACUGUUGCCCCCCUUCCCUCGGUAUCACUGAU